Molecule: messenger RNA, 4626 nt
Organism: Lampris incognitus (smalleye Pacific opah)
Lineage: Eukaryota; Metazoa; Chordata; Actinopteri; Lampriformes; Lampridae
Gene: clec16a
Product: C-type lectin domain containing 16A
Exons: 23
Coding region: 100-3615 (1171 amino acids)
Biological process (GO): endosomal transport; endosome to lysosome transport; regulation of autophagosome maturation
Cellular component (GO): late endosome; endolysosome membrane
Source: RefSeq, a predicted model, not a curated record
ACGGGGAAGUGGCCGGAAUGGACUGAUCCCGGUCUACCGACGUUACAGCGACCAUCAACCCGCCUGGCAACAAGCAUCGGCCGCUUCACGACGCCAGCCAUGUUCGGGCGGUCACGGAGUUGGGUCGGGGGACAGGGGAAAUCGAGAAACAUCCACUCCCUGGACCAUUUAAAAUACAUGUACAGUGUCCUGACUAAAAAUACCACGGUGACGGACCACAACAAGAACCUCCUGGUGGAGACCAUCCGCUCCAUCACCGAGAUCCUCAUUGACCAGAAUGACAGCUCUGUGUUUGACUUCUUCUUGGAGAAGAACAUGUUUGCCUUCUUCCUCAACAUCCUGCGUCAGAAGUCUGGUCGCUACGUGUGUGUCCAGCUCCUCCAGACACUCAACAUACUGUUCGAGAACAUCAGCCAUGAGACAUCACUAUACUACCUGCUGUCCAACAACCACGUCAAUUCCAUCAUAGUCCACAAGUUUGACUUCUCGGAUGAGGAGAUCAUGGCCUAUUACAUCUCCUUCCUGAAGACCCUGUCGCUCAAGCUGAACAACCACACCGUGCACUUCUUCUACAACGAGCACACUAAUGACUUUGCCCUGUACACCGAGGCCAUAAAGUUUUUCAACCACCCCGAAAGCAUGGUCCGCAUUGCUGUCCGCACCAUCACACUCAACGUCUACAAAGUGGACAACCAGCACAUGCUGCAUUACAUCCGCGAUAAGACGGCCGUUCCCUACUUCAGCAACCUGGUCUGGUUCAUCGGCAGUCACGUGAUCGAGCUGGACAAGUGCGUGCAGACGGAUGAAGAACAUAGGAACAGAGGGAAGCUAAGUGACCUGGUAGCGGAGCAUCUCGACCAUCUUCACUACCUAAACGACAUCCUCAUCAUCAACUGUGAAUUCCUCAAUGAUGUUUUGACCGACCACCUUCUUAACCGCCUGUUCCUGCCCCUCUAUGUCUUCUCACUGGUUUCCCCUGAAAUGUCUGAAGAGAGAAAGAUCAACCCCCAGGUGUCACUCUAUCUUCUUUCUCAAGUGUUUUUGAUUAUACACUACCAGCCUCUGGUCAACGCCCUCGCUGAUGUCAUCCUCAACGGAGACCUGUCUGUAUUCACCCCACAGACAGAAGCACACAGCACACACAAGAACACGGCCAAUGUAGGAGGCGUACGGCGGUUCACCAAGCCCCCGGAGUCCCUGGAGCGCUCGCUGGAGCUGUCUCGCCACCGGGGGCGCAAAAGAACCCAGAAACGGCCCAACUACAAGAACCUCGGGGAGGAAGAGGAGGAGGAGGAGGAGCGGGCCAGGGAAGGAGGAGGAGGAGAGGAGGGCUGGGAGGACGACGGUAGAGGAGGCGAGCGGGAUGGCGGCCGGGACAGGGAGAAGGGAAAAGGUACAGAGGGAGGAGAGAGAGGAGGAGCAGGAGGUGGAGGUGGGAGCUCAAAGGGAAGCAGAGCGAGUGGGGAGACAGCGGAAGAGAUCGAGAUGGUGGUGAUGGAGAAGUGUAAGGUGUCCGAGCUUACGGAACAAAACAUUACCGACGAGGAGAAGACCGCCGCCGCCACCCGCACACACACACAAAGGAGCAGACCAUUCCUAGACAUGGUGUACAGUGCUUUGGACUGCACCAGUGAGGACUACCAUGCCCUGUUUGUCCUCUGCUUGCUCUAUGCUGUCUCACACAGUAAAGGAAUAAAUGGUGACCUUCUGGAGCGUCUCCAGCUGCCUGUUCCCGACCAGGAGAGGACCUCCUACAGCCAAGUACUGGUGGAGAGACUCAUCAGAGUCAUGAGUCAGGCUGCACAACCAGAUGGGAAGGUGCGUCUAGCCACAUUGGAACUAAGCUGCCUUUUAUUGAAGCAGUCUGUUCUCUCUGGAAAUCACUGUAUCAUCAAAGACGUCCACCUGGCCUGUCUGGAGGGUGCCAGGGAAGAGAGCCUGCAUUUGCUGCGGAGAUUCUACAAGGGGGAGGAGAUCUUUCUGGACAUGUUUGAAGAUGAGUACCGGAGCAUGACGAGUAAACCGCUCAAUGUGGAGUACCUGAUGAUGGAUGCCUCUGUCCUGCUGCCCCCCACUGGCACCCCGCUGACCGGGAUCGAUUUUGUCAAAAGGCUGCCCUGCGGAGAUGUGGAGAAGACACGCAGGGCGAUCCGCGUGUUCUUCAUGCUGCGGUCGCUGUCCCUUCAGCUGCAGGGAGAACCCGAGACCCAGCUCCCUCUCACCCGACCGGAAGACCUCAUCAAGACCGACGACGUCCUGGAUCUCAAUAACAGCGACCUCAUCGCCUGCAUGGUGGUCAGUAAAGAUGGCGGCCAGGCCCAGAGGUUCCUCGCCGUAGACAUUUACCAGAUGAGUCUGGUUGAACCAGAGACCAAACGGCUGGGCUGGGGCGUGGUCAAGUUCGCGGGCCUACUCCAGGACAUGCAGGUGUCUGGUGUGGAGGACGACAGCAGAGCGCUGAACAUCGUCAUCCACAAGCCCAGCUCCAACCCGCACGCCAAGCCCCUGCCCAUCCUGCAGGCCAACUUCAUUUUCGCUGACCACAUCCGCUGCAUCAUCGCCAAGCAGCGGCUUGCCAAGGGACGCAUCCAGGCCCGCCGUAUGAAGAUGCAGAGGAUCGCAGCCCUUCUGGACUUGCCCGUGCAGCCUGGUGCAACAGAGGUGUUGGGCUUCAGCCAGACUGCGAACGCCUCACCCGGCGGCCUGCCCUUCCGUUUCUAUGAGCAGUCGCGGCGAGCGCCCAAUGACCCCACAGCAAACAGAUCUGUCUUCGCCUCCGUGGAUAAAGUCCCAGGUUUUGCGGUGGCACACUGUAUAUCCCAGCACAGUCCCUCCCCCGUCUCGUCUCCCUCAACUCCCUCCAGUGGGAGUGGGAGUACAGGGCGGUGUGACUCCGUGACAGCGAGUACUAUAUCAGUACAGAACUCUACAGAUGACGGCACAUAUUUGGAGCACACCGCCCCCUCCUCCUCUAGCGGAGAAGGGGAAGGAGGAGGAGGGGACGUGACGCUGGUCUCCUCCCCUCCUCCAGCCCCGGCUCUGGCCCCCAGCCUCACCCCUGCCUCCCAGCCCACCAUCUCCCUGCUAACGGACGACAGCGCCGACACGCUCAGCGUCGAGUCGCUCACCCUGCUGCCCCCCGCUGCCCCCCUGCACCUACACCCCUGCGCCACGCACACCCCUGUGAAGCCAGCCCCCGGCCACAGAACCAACACCUCCAUUGCGGAGGAGGAGGAGGACAAUGACAAUGAUGAGAGUGGAGAGAAAGAGGGGGCGGACAAGAAAGAGGAAGAGCUAAGAGAGGAAGAUGGAGACACGGAUGCCACCGUGAGGGGGGAAGCCGCCACGGCGGAGCUGGCGGCGCCCACCGGCGAGCCCGAGGGGCAGGACAGUGCUGAGGGAGACGCGCCCCUCUCCGCAGAGCCGCAGACGGAAGCGGCCGAGCAGCCCGAGGGGGAGGAGCCUGUUGAGGGAGACACGCCCACGGGGGCUGGGCCAGACACAGACACAUCCCCUGCCACAGAGCCACAAGAUGCAGAGAGUACGGCAAUGAGGGAAGGCGGAGAAACGCACUCUGAACUGACGCACGCACCAGACUCCCCAGAGCUGGAUUAGACAACACACACACACACACACACACACACACACACACACACACUGCUAACAUCAAGGAGUGAUAGUUGGGCUGUCCGGCUUGGCUGCAGCAUAUCUUCAUGUCGCUACCUGUCGUUCAUGUUUGAUGUGUAAACAGUCCAAGAGGCUUUUUUGGAGGCCUUUCAACGCUCGUGUUUGCACAUGACGGACCUUUUUCUCUCAUUUGUGUGUUUUGUUUUUUCCCACUGGGCUGACCGGGGAACAGAGGGUCAAAGGUUUGCUCCUGUUGCCUGAGUGUGGUUGCGAGUGUGCAUGUGUGUCUUGACUGUGUGCACAACCAGCAUUGUUUUAUAUUCACCUCACAUCGACAGAUGAUUUGUCACCUCGCGGAAACACAUAACGCACACACACACACACACACACCGCAUAGGCUGUUUAAGCACUUGUAAGGUUUUUAAAAGUCUGAUAUAGUUCUCUUUGCAUCAGGGCAUUCACUGUCAACAGGAACUCAUGCAACGCUCCAUAUUGUAAUACACAAACGCACACACCCCUACACACACCCCUACACACACACACACACACAGAGCUAGGCUACAGUUGUUCUUUAACCACUGCAUCUCCGACUUACAACUUACUGCCAUCUACAAUUCUGACACUGUUUGUGUGUGUGUGUGAGUGUGUGUAUUUGUUUUUUUUUUUGUAUUUUUGUGUGUGUAGGCACGCACACAUGCGGUUUUAACAUCGCACCACUGAGAUGAUUGUGUGACCCCAGCAGUGUGUCUCACACAGCUAAUUCGCUUUUCCUCACGCCACCUGAACAAUGAGCAUCUGUUCAUUUCACACACCAGUUAGCUGCAAGACCAGGCGGGUCAGAUCGGUGGGUUUGGUUCGUGGUUAUCGAUCUCACGGAAUAUGUGGCGCGUGUGAUCGGCCGUGUGGUUCACCGCUCUCAAGGGAGAAGGAGGCAGGUCUUGAACGCCGCCCUGUGAGCAGGCUGUUGGUCAUCGCAUUGUGUUUUUUUGUGGGGGUGGU